This is a messenger RNA of Olea europaea var. sylvestris, 919 nucleotides long. RefSeq names its product meiosis regulator and mRNA stability factor 1-like. Gene Ontology annotation, molecular function: RNA nuclease activity. The record is from RefSeq and is a predicted model, not a curated record. NCBI's taxonomy places the organism in Eukaryota, Viridiplantae, Streptophyta, Magnoliopsida, Lamiales, Oleaceae. The coding region runs from base 169 to 870 and encodes 233 amino acids. Gene Ontology annotation, cellular component: peroxisome. Gene Ontology annotation, biological process: regulation of gene expression. The transcript has 2 exons.
UCUCUCUCUCUCAAUCUCCAAUUCUCGGCGCUCUCAAGUCUGAAGGCUGAAUAUUGAGUCCAUAUCCUUGAAUUGAAGGAAGCCAGUUAUUGCUGAAGGUUAUUAGAUAACAGCUAUCUCAAAUAUAUCACAUUGCCAUCAGGAUACUUGGAGAUAACUCAGAAAAACAUGUCAAAUUUUAACAUGAAUUCUUGUCAAUCUUCCUCAUGGAAAACCCGAAGCUCCUUACGAGGUCCUGUUGCCAUCUUUUGGGACAUUGAGAACUGUGCCGUGCCAAGUGAUAUGCGUUCAGAGAAUGUGGUCGGUAACAUUAGGAUGAGUUUACGAGCCCAUCCUACAAUUAAUAAACCAGUGAAAAUGUUUUCAGCAUAUGGAGAUUUUAGCGCAUUUUCGAGGCGACUAAAAAAGGGGUGUUGUAGGAUAGGUGUCCAACUCGUUCACGUUCCCAACGAUGCUGCCUCCAAGAAAACUUUGGUCGACAUGUUCCUUUUUGCUCUCGACAAUCGCCCACCCUCAUCAAUCUUGUUAAUCUCGGGAGACAGAGAUUUUGCUCCUGCACUUCAUGUACUAGGUCAACGUGGAUACACUAUUAUCCUUGUUAUUCCAUCAAGGGUGGGAGUCUCGUCGGCUCUGAGUAAUGCAAGUCAGUUUAUAUGGGAUUGGUCUAGUAUGGCUCGUGGACAUGGAUUUGUGCUGCAGGCUAAUGUAAAUGUUGCUUGGUUUCCAGUGGAAUGCUCAAUGAACGAAAGUAUGGACAAUUCGAAAAGUUAUUAUAGCAUGUCAAAUUUUAACAUAAAUUCCUGUCAAUCUUCCUCAUGGAAAAUCCAAAGGCUCCUUACAGGGUUCUAUUGCCAUCUUUUGGGACAUUGAGAGUUGCCCCGUGCCAAGUGAUGUGUGUCCUGAGGAUGUAGCUAGCAAC